AUGGAUGCAACAGAUCAUGAUCAUAUUCAUAGUUAUGUGAAGUAUAUGCAAAAGAGAGGAGAACCUGUUGAAUUAUGGGGUGAUUCGGACAACAUGAGGCUUGGUCAGAUGAAAAUGUUUCUCGACCUGGCACUGAGAUGUUGCGAGAAGAGGACUGAAGACAGGCCAAAGAUGAUCACGGUGGCAAAAGAGAUUAAGCUAAUAGAACAAGGCGUCAUCGAUGGCAGAUCUUACGUGAUCAAGAGAUUUACAAAGAAGACAGGGGUCGAAGGAGAAGAGACAACUUACAACGAUUUUGUGUUAUCUCUUCGGUUUCCUCUUCCGGUGCUGGUAUUUGAAGACCUAGAAUAUAGAGCUUUGAACAUUCGAGGAAGUGUUGGUCCCGAGGACGGGCCGGUGUUGCCUUGGAAUGUACGUUUGAAGAUUGCCAAGGAGGUUGCAACUGCUAUAACUUAUCUUCAGACUGCUUUCCCUAGAAUCAUUGUCCACAGAAAUAUCAAACCGACGAAUGUUUUCUUGGAUAUGAAUGGGACUGCUAAGCUCACUGCUUUCUCGCUUGCUGUGACACUCCCUGAGGGUAAGACGUGGAUUAAAGAUACAGUGGCUGGAACUUACGGAUACGGAGAUCCUAUUUAUUUCAAGACGGGCGUACUAACAGAAUAUUCAGAUGUGUUCAGUUUUGGAAUCCUUAUGUUGAUUCUUCUGCUGGGAAGACCAUUAUGUUCCGACGGAUCAGAUGGAAACUUUUAUAAUAAUAUUCUUGAUUAUGUGAAGGAUCUGCGAGAGAGAGGAGAACCUGUUGAAUUCUGGCGGGGUUCUAACGACAUGAGUCCUGGUCAGAUGAAAAUGUUUCUCGAGCUGGCACUCAGAUGCUGUGAAGAGAGGAAUGAAGACAAGCCAAAGAUGAUCUUGGUUGCAAAACUGAUUAAGCUUAUAGAACAAGCAUCACUCUGA
Messenger RNA from Brassica napus (rape), 954 nucleotides. RefSeq names its product serine/threonine-protein kinase ZRK1-like. The transcript is spliced from 3 exons. The record is from RefSeq and is a predicted model, not a curated record. Gene Ontology annotation, biological process: protein phosphorylation. Gene Ontology annotation, molecular function: ATP binding; protein kinase activity. Bases 1 to 954 code for a protein of 317 amino acids. Lineage: Eukaryota; Viridiplantae; Streptophyta; Magnoliopsida; Brassicales; Brassicaceae.